Penicillium antarcticum is the source of this 933-nucleotide messenger RNA. RefSeq names its product lytic polysaccharide monooxygenase. Bases 1 to 933 code for a protein of 310 amino acids. Lineage: Eukaryota; Fungi; Ascomycota; Eurotiomycetes; Eurotiales; Aspergillaceae. The transcript has a single exon. The record is from RefSeq and is a predicted model, not a curated record.
AUGAUGAAGCAAUUCACUCCCGCCCUGGCUUUCGCCAGCAUGGUCUCCAUGGUAAACGCCCACGGCUUCGUCACUAGCCCUCAAGCCCGUAUGCCCGGCUCCGCCAUGGCCUCCGCCUGCGGCAACCAGGUCCAGAUCAACCAGGAGUCCGACAACUACGGCAACAUCCAGGGCGAGCUCCAGGUUGCCUCCAGCCAGAGCGACUACAACGCCGCCGAGUGUGACAUCUGGCUCUGCAAGGGCUACAAGUUCGCCGACAACAAGGACAACGUCCAGUCCUACACUGCCGGUCAGAAGGUCGAUUUCACUGUUGACAUUCGCGCCCCCCACACCGGUGUCGCCAACGUCUCCGUCGUCGACACUUCGGCCAACUCUGUCAUCGGCAAGCCCCUCAUCUCAUGGGACGUCUAUGCCUCCACCGCCACAGGUGUCACCGACGAUGAGACCAGCUUCUCCGUGACCAUCCCCGAGGACCUCGGUAGCCAGUGUGGUACCGCCGGUGACUGUGUUCUGCAGUGGUACUGGUACGCCGAGUCCAUCGACCAGACCUACGAGUCCUGUGUCGACUUCACUCUCGGCGGUGACUCUUCCAGCUCCUCCAGCGGUUCCAGCUCCAGCGUUGUCGUCAGCUCUGCUGCUGCUACCACCUCUGCUGUCGCUGUCUCGACUUCUUCUACCGCUACCUCCACCGAGGCCCCUGCUACCAGCACCUCUGCUGCCAUCGCUAUCGAGACCUCUGUCACGGCUCCCGUCGCUGCUCAGACUACUUUUGCCACUAGUACUCGCCAGGCUGCUUCCCCCUCCGAGGUCCCUAGCUCCAUCGUUGCUACCCCGAGCGCUGCUGGCUCGGCUCUGCCUUUCCCUACUGACAGUGCCUCGGAUGUCCUGAGCUGGAUUGAGUCCCUGCUCGGCAACUUGGUUGGCAGCAACUAA